Messenger RNA from Arctia plantaginis, 2184 nucleotides. Lineage: Eukaryota; Metazoa; Arthropoda; Insecta; Lepidoptera; Erebidae. The record is from the annotation of a GenBank genome assembly.
AUGCCGGAUGCAAAUGCUCGCAUACAUAUUAAAUAUGGCGAUGAAACUUCUGAACAAUUCGUGGGCAACGCGACGGCGCCGGAUCACUUCCGUAUAUUAGAUAAAGAUGACUUCUCUAUUAUCGUGGGCGGCAGAAAUACAGUCUACAACCUCAGCCUCUACGAUUUGUCAGAAAAUUUAGAACAGCGUUUGGAGUGGCAAUCAACAGAUGCACACAGAGAACUGUGUCAAUUAAAGGGGAAGUCGGCAGAUGAAUGCCAGAAUUACCCGCGAGUUGCGGCUCGUGCGCAUGGCAGGCUCUUAGUUUGCGGCACCAACGCAUUCAAACCAUUAUGCCGCCGAUAUGCAAGACAUCCCGCAAACCACCAUCUUGAAGAAUUCGACGGUUCAGGUCGCUGUCCUUACGAUCCACAACAUAAUUCCACUGCGAUAUUUGUUGAUGGUCAAUUGUAUACAGCGACAGCAGCAGAUUUUUCUGGAACUGAUCCUCUAAUAUACCGCGAGCCAGUACGAACGGAACGCUCAGAUCUUCGUUUGCUCAACGAUCCGUCAUUCGUAGGGGCUGUGGCUUCUACUAGCCAUGUUUACUUUUUCUAUCGGGAAACAGCUGUUGAAUUCAUGAACUGCGGCAAGGCUGUGUAUUCGAGAGUAGCAAGAAUAUGUUUAAAUGACAAAGGUGGCCCCCAUUCGUUUAGCGAUAGAUGGACAUCUUUUUUAAAAGCUCGUCUCAAUUGUUCCAUGCCUGGCGAAUAUCCAUUUUAUUUCGAUGAAAUUCAGGCAACGACUGAAGUAAUAAAUGGAAUGUACGGAAAAAGUGCCAGUAAAAACGAUAUUAUGUACGCUGUUUUUACAACUCCUCAAAAUGCUAUCGGCGGAUCAGCAGUUUGUGCAUUUUCUAUGAGAGACAUAAUUGAUGCUUUCGAAGGAACAUUUAAAGGCCAAGAAAGUAUGAAUUCUAAUUGGCUACCCUUAGAGAAAGAAAAAAUACCUGAAAAUAGACCAGGUUCUUGUGUUGAAGACAGUCGAACUCUCUCCGAUUCAGCGGUAAACUUCAUAAAAACACAUCCGUUGAUGAAUAAAGCCGUCCCAUCAUUCCUAGCUAGGCCAGUUCUCAUUAGAGUCAGUUUACAAUAUAGGUUUUCAGCUAUUGCGGUGCAUCCUCAAGUACAAGCGAUGAAUGGAAACAAAUAUGAUGUUAUGUAUAUUGGUACCGAUGAUGGAAGAGUUAUCAAAGCUGUCAACGUUGCUGCUAAUGAAGGUGACUUUGACACAAGUACAGAUGAAUACAGCAAAAACCCAGUUAGGACAGCCGUGAUUUCAGAAGUACAAGUACUACCUCAAGGUGUUCCUAUCAAACAAAUGCAUGUUGCGUUAACCACUGAAAAACUAAUUGUUGCGUCUGGCGAUAUCAUAAAAGCCGUAACGCUCUCUCACUGUGCAAACGUACAGUCGUGCAGGGAAUGUGUUGCGUUGCAAGAUCCUCAUUGCGGAUGGGAUUCUAAGCAACAAGUAUGUUCUUGGGUCGGAAACAGACAAUUUCCUAACCCAAGGUUUCUACAGAACGUAGAAUAUGGAAAGACUGAAGUAUGUAAUAAGAUGCCAGUUCUCUUGCCCGGUGAUCGACAUAGCAAUAGGAACCCAGGGACCAAAAAGCCUACACAAUCUGAGUCCGAGACGCGACAGAAAACAGAUGAUAUUCAGAAUGAGAUAUUAAUAGAAGUCGUUGAAACAAACGUUUUAUCAGACGAGAAAGGAACUACAAACAAUAAACAUGAAACAGAUUUACUAACGGUGGAAGCCGCUGACGGCAACAUAUACAGUGCACAAGCUUUACUCACUGCUGUAGUAGCCUCCUGCCUAGUUACACUCAUGGUCGGAUUUGUCAUCGGAUACCUUUUCUCAAGAAGAUUUCGACACCCAUUUUUUACCGAUACCUCGCCUUUCAAUGAGCAACACAAUCAUUUAAACAGAUUGAGCCCGUUGGAAACGCCCUUAAAUGCCAAUACCGCAUACAUACCUCGUUCGAAAAACGUGAAUAUGGUGGCAAAUGUAUGUCCUAAACAGGACAACUUGCACCUAGAGCUCGGUAAAGAGCGUACAUUGGACUUACGAAACUCGACCGAAUCUUUGGACAAAGAUCUCAAGUGCGGCACGUUGCAGAAGGUUAAAAAGACUUAUAUUUGA